Penicillium atrosanguineum is the source of this 798-nucleotide messenger RNA. RefSeq names its product putative alanine--tRNA ligase. Gene Ontology annotation, molecular function: ATP binding; alanine-tRNA ligase activity; Ser-tRNA(Ala) deacylase activity. Gene Ontology annotation, biological process: alanyl-tRNA aminoacylation; regulation of translational fidelity. NCBI's taxonomy places the organism in Eukaryota, Fungi, Ascomycota, Eurotiomycetes, Eurotiales, Aspergillaceae. The record is from RefSeq and is a predicted model, not a curated record. The coding region runs from base 1 to 798 and encodes 265 amino acids. The transcript has a single exon.
AUGGCCACUCCUGCCCGUACCUUUCUCGCCUAUCAGCAUGAUGCGCAUCUCCACACUCUCGAAACAGUGGUGACAGCAGUGCACCCAUUCACCUCUCUGGGGGAAUCAGACCGCCAGCUCUUCAAAGAUGGCACAGAAAACCACCAUGCGGUCAUCACAGAGAAGACAAUCUUCCAUCCGCAAGGCGGCGGCCAGCCCUCCGACACCGGCGUGAUAAAAGGACCCGCCGGAACUUUCACCGUCACGGCAGUGCGCAUGACAAACGACGGCCAGGUACUCCAUCUAGGCCAAUUCGAAAGCUCAACCUUCAGCCCGGGCGAGAUUGUCAACCAGGAAAUUGACGUCGACAAGCGUCUACUCUUCUCCCGUCUCCACACAGCGGGGCAUGUCCUCGGCGCGGCAGUCCGGCAUCUCCUGGAGAAGGAAAUCGAGAAUUUCGAUGAGCUGAAAGCGUCGCAUUUCCCGGAUUCGGCGGCUUGUGAGUUUCAGGGUGCUAUUGAGGGCAAGUGGAAGGACGAGAUUCAGAAAAGGUUGGAUGAGUAUAUUGCAGCUAAGAUGCCGGUUCAAGUGGAGUGGUGGGAUGAAGAUGAUUUCAAGGCGAAGGGAUUGGAAAGGUUGAUUCCUGACCGUAGUCUGGUGCCGCCUGGUGAGAAGUCGCGCGUUGUGAAUAUUGUUGGAGCGGAGGUUUAUCCUUGUGGAGGGACACAUGUUGAUACGACGGAUUUGUGUGGUCAGACUAGUGUCAAGAAGAUUUCGAGGAAGUCCGGGAAUUCGAGGGUUAGUUAUGUGGUCAAAUGA